Molecule: messenger RNA, 3168 nt
Organism: Anopheles marshallii
Lineage: Eukaryota; Metazoa; Arthropoda; Insecta; Diptera; Culicidae
Exons: 10
Coding region: 1-3168 (1055 amino acids)
Biological process (GO): regulation of transcription by RNA polymerase II
Cellular component (GO): nucleus
Source: RefSeq, a predicted model, not a curated record
AUGAAGUGCAAUUUUCGUUACCUGACGCUACUGGUUGGCGGGAUGAUGUUCAGCCUGGUGGCAGUACCGACCCAAGGAUAUAGCAGUGAUCCGCAUCUGUUCGAGAAUAGAGAUGGCUACAUCAUCGGUAACUAUCUGCAGGCAACCGACCAGGACAUCCGAGACUUCUUCUGGACCGGUUCCGGCGAUGGUCCGAGCUCGGUAUUGAAUCCCUUCGAACGGUUUCCAAUCAGCGAGGAUGCCAUCAUCAAGACUGCCACGGUUGUAGCCACCGUGUACAUCGAUCGUAACGGCGGUCCGGAUGGGUACGACGAUCUGUGCAUCUUCGAUUGCCCAUCUUCGGUGCCGGGAGUUCAUGGGGACGAUACGAACCAGGGACCGGCGGCCGAGGAUGACUACGGCCAUACCGUUGAUAACGUUACGCCCACGGAUCGACGCUUCUGGCUGAUGACCGUCAUCGGUGGGCUGUACGGACGGCAGGACUAUCCGGCACUGGAGGGCAAACUGGCCAAGCUGUAUCGAGUUGCAUUCGCUAGGCAACAGGCAUUACAUCUCGGUAUCAACGGAAGCAGCAACAACCAGCACAACAACAAUACACUCGAGCAACAGUCGAUGAGCGAGAGUGAACGAACCCAACGUACCAAGCGCCGUGUGCCACCGUACGGCAUUUCUCGGCAGGAUGAAGAAGGCUUAGCAACGCAACAACAAAAGGCUAGUACGGUUGGACAGAAACCUGAGCCACCUUCCGGUGUGCAUCCAAACCCUGCUGGCGCUCGGGUACUGCUGAAUGGGAACGUCAUUGCGUACGAACGGUUGGAACGUCGGCGGCGGAAACUUCGGGGACGGAAAAUCCUGCACAAAAGAGACACGGGGCAGGUGAUCCGGUUGGUGCAGGUGGACCACGGUACAGGGAGUGACGUUCUACCGGUACCGCCGGUAGUGGAAGUCAUCGGAGGACACAACCCACAGGAGCAGGAAGGUAGCGGGGCGGGUGCAGGCGGUAGCGGAGGUGGGAAUAGUGAAGAAGCCGAAGAACAGCUACGUACGCUGCACGGUACCGCCGAUGGAGGCCCCGACCGGACGGUGGUUAGGCGCAAUCACGACAAGGACGCAUACUCGACCGGACGGCGGAAGGUGCGGAUCCUGAUACACAAUACCACCCACUUGCGGGAGGAGGAUCGAUUGUCAAUGGAUGACGAUGGUCGGGACCACAAUCGCUCGAAGAGUAGCCGGACUGCUGGUGGUGGAUCGACGGGCAUGACGAACCACACGCUGAAUCAAACCGAAAUAAUCUACUCAGUGUUUGUGGGGGGCUUACCCGUGCUUGCAACAACGGCUGCCGAAGACAUGAAGCUGAUGUCGCAGGACGAGAUGGAACACGUGCUAGAAACGAUGGUUUACCUCAAAGCGGACCCGUAUCUGAAGGAGCCUCAGGCGACACCGUUGAUUCCGUCGACACAGAACGGCAGCGGUAACGUGAUAGCGUUGAUCGGCCAGAAUCCAAGCCUGUUUGUGGUGUCGUGUGUGGCGGCCCUGCUGCUUGCGGUGCUGUGCGUUGGACUGUUUCUUUUGGCACGCGGCAAACGGAAGCACAUCGGCGAGAUGAAGAAGCUGGAGUCAACGCAGGCACUCGUAAUGCCGGGAACGAUUACCGAGGAGCUGAAUGCGCUGAAAACGGGUGAAAGUGGUAGCAGCAGACAUCCGUCCCCUUACACGCGUGAUCCGUCUGCUAACGUGAGCCUAAUAGCACAGAAACCCUCACCCACAAUCCAUUUCCCGCUACCACCGAUGACACGGCCAACCUCCUCGUCCUCGAGCUAUUCGUCCGAUUCGUCCGUGUACUAUCCGAAGCGCAAGCAGAAACAUCACCACCACCAUCAUCAGCAUUUGCAUCAUUCGCAGCAGCAGCAGCACGAGCUGUUGGACGAGAAGUCGGUCAAUCUGAGUAACAAGCUGCAGAAACAGUUCCACCUGCAAUCGCUGCUGACCGUGCACGGUGGCGCGGAGAAUGUGUACGCUUCGGUCCAGAAGCCGAAGAAGGAAAACAAACGGCGUCGGAAGUACUUGGGCGAGAAUCGGGUCGGAUCGUUCGAGGGUGGUGCGGGACUGGUACCGGCGAGGAGUCCACUGACGACGACCACCGCCAGCAGCGCUAGUCCGAGCGAUCGUUCGUAUGACGAUCGCGAACCGAAGCUGGUGCCGGGCCCGUACGGGCACAGCGAAACCUUCAACACGGAUGUGAUCCUGAAGCACUAUCUGAAGCGUAAGCCGCUGGUAGGUUAUGGCGAUGGCCAUGGGUUGCCGGUGGAAGCCUUGAAUCGGGACAAGAUCCGCGUGCUGGAGCAGUGCGGCGGUGGCGGUGGUGGCAUGUCGGUGGAUUCCGGUAGCAUUGGAUCGUACCUGAGUAUGGCUUCGGUGAAAAGUUUUCCCAGAUGUUUUGUACCGGAGCCGCUUAGCCGUGUUCUGGAGCCAGUCACCAUGACUCAUCUAGAUCAGUCAGAUGCGUACGUUGAGGGUAUGAAGUCGACCGGGCCAGAUACGGCCGGUACUAGUCAGUACAAUACGGACACAGAGGUUCACCUAUCAAGAACUCAGAGUGACGGUGCUGAUCCGGGCGUGGUAGGACCGAUCGUAUGGCAGAUGCAUAAGAAGGAAAUGGAUGAGAUCGCUAGUCCUAUGCGUGACCCUGUGAUGACAAGGAAUCGCUUCGAGGGUCUGCUUGAGGGGGCCAUUCAGCUGUACACCGAUGGUCCCGAACGGGAGGAAGAACAGAAGAACUCGAUCCCAUUGCCCGGUGUUAUCCGGCCGGUGGAAAACCGAGGAAAAUCAGCUGUCGUUGUAAGAGAAACAUCCCGCUCGUCAUCAGCCACCAUACGCCCGGUAACGGCCGCACCGGUACGUAAGCCCGCAGACGGGACGAGAUUGGCAAAUCCUGCCUCACCAACGCCCGGUGGGGCGCGUGGUGGAGCGUGGAGUAGUGGAACACACUCACCGAUGGUACGGCCAAUGAGUGCCGGCCCGUUCCAUACACCGUCCGGACCGGUCGGUGGGAUGGAAGUGACGCGCAUUACAGCACCACAAAGUGUUCUCCAAUCGGCGGAACUGUCAACGGCGCCAUUGCUGCAAAACAUCAUGCAGGAGCUGAAACGGUUUCGCAACGAGCAAUAA